AUGAAGAAUGAUCUCCAGAAGACCUUCGGCGAAAUUUUUAAUAACGAUAUUGACGCGUUCCGUAAUCAACUUUUAGAGAUCCAAAAAUAUCAAUGUGACCGAAAGGAGUCUGAAAAGUGGGUAGAAAACCUGCGCUUCCUCGACAUAUCAAAAGUUCCAGACUUGCAAACCGAACGGUUAAAGCAGGAACGUCUUUGUUCUCGGUCAGAAAAGAAAGAUCCGCUCUUUGAAAGAAUACCACCAUCCUGCGAUGUUCCCAUAACAGAACGCGAAGACGAUGCGGGCGAUAGGUAUAUUGCCGUGUCGUACAAAUGGCCUCAGGCUCGCCCCAAAUCCGUCUCUAGCACUAUGAACCCGCCUGUCUUCCGCUACCAGGUCAAACGACCAGGUAAAAAGUCCCACAAGAGUGAAUUUUCGGACCAUUAUAUGGACCGGGUUAUUCGAUAUGCACAAAGUGUCAAGAUGACGAAACUAUGGGUGGAUAUAGAGUGCAUAUACCAAAGGCCAGAAGACAAGCGCACUUCGCCGAAAGACCAGGAGCUUGGUGUUCAAGCCAUGGACAUGGUUUACGGUGAUAGCACACAUUCUGUCGGCAUACUAACUGUCGAGAUCCAAGACCAACGCGAAAUUGACAUGCUCUCGAAUCUGCUCUCCAGAUCACUCUUUGUCCAUCCCAUAGACGAGGACGAUCCAAAACUGCGACCUGAGGUCGAUAUCACUGCCGUGCAGAUGCUGAUUCUUCACAUCCUCAGCGAUCCCCGCUGGUCGCGCGGCUGGAUCUUCCAAGAGGAUCACCUUGCUUCUCAGAAGAUGGAGUUGCUCAUCCCAUAUAAUCUGCGACUCGACAAGAGCGGUUUUGACAAUCUUGGGAAAAUACCAGGCGAGCUUCAGGUGAAGCUUAAGGAUUUCCGACAGACUGUAACGUUAUUUUGUCGAGCGUGUACUACGGGUGAAGUACGAUGGCCCUGUACUGAGAUCUUAGCAAAAGUGACGCAGUACAACAUUUGCAACAAGGUCGUUCAUAAUUUGGAAUUCGUAUCGUCAAUACAGCAUGUUCCGCGUCCCUGGGAUGUCGAAUCGAGUUUUGGUAGUGAGGUUAGCAAGUCCAGCACGCAAUCCGACCCCUCUAAGAUCUACUCGUAUCCAACCACGACUGCAAGCGUACUUGAUGACAUUAGCAGCCGCUGCUUAGAGAAAGAGUCGGAUAGGAUCCCAAUACUCGCCAACGCUUUGAAGUGCAAAAAGCGACUCAAUACAGGAGAGGGAUCCCCCUUGGUCGAAUCUGGGACCUACAGUCUUUCUGCCGCACUUCUCACCCUUAUCUUGAUAAACGGAGAAAUAUUCAAGAAUGUCCCAGGGCUUCCAGUCACAUGGCCUUUGCUCGAUCGCUCAUCUGAAUUUCCUACUGAAGCCAACAUUCUAAGCCACACUCUACCGUCGUACCUCAACGCUUGCCAAUCUCUUUUUACCGCCCCGGGCCGGAUACGUCAUCAAACUUUUAUCGAUCGCUGUCGCUUCGUAUCGCCAAUCAUCACGGGCCGUGGAAUUGAGACAAGAGGAUACCUUUUUGACUUGAUAUCCGACGAGCAAUUGGAUGAUGAAGGGACUCGGUCUGAUCUACUUCUUCUUUCAGAGUUAGACAUGAUGAAUUUGUCGGCCCCAGAGCGGAAGACAGGAAGGCGCAAACUUGACGACGUUGCUUGCCAGGUGCUGGAAAUACUUAUGGACAGGCUGGAGAGAUCGUGGCCGAAUAGUAAGCUUGUCAGUCAUAUGCGCAAACAUAUCGAGUUGGAUCAGCACCCGCCACGCCAAGGAGAAGGUUAUGCAUCUACAUCUUAUGUACUGGAUAAUAUGUAUGCGAUCUAUCGCGCUCUCGUAGACAAGAAGGAGCUUCGCCUGGCACAACUUGCGUCCGCGCGCUACGAUGCAGAGCCGGUCGCUCUCUUCAUCCAGCCUGGGCAGUAUGUGGGAACCAGUCAGUCAACUGGUUAUUUCCCUCACGAAGAACCAGUAAAGGUUUUUGCAAGCUUCGACAACGGCCGGCAUGAUUACGAUAAAGAGCGGCUGGUGAGCCUGAAGGUUGAGGUGUGCGAUGAUACUGGCGUUACAAAAAACCGGGACCAACGGCAUCGCUGUCUGAGAAACUUGGGUUGGGUCAAUGGUAUUUGGACUGUUCAUGGCGAGAAGAUGGAGACGUUUGUUUUUCCAUUGCCGGGAAUUACGAAAGAGGGUGGUGAUGAACGAGAGGUGAAGAGCAAUGCGGGAAAGAAGAGAAAGAGAGAAGACAUAAUGACUAGAUGA
This is a messenger RNA of Bipolaris oryzae ATCC 44560, 2301 nucleotides long. RefSeq lists its product as uncharacterized. NCBI's taxonomy places the organism in Eukaryota, Fungi, Ascomycota, Dothideomycetes, Pleosporales, Pleosporaceae. The coding region runs from base 1 to 2301 and encodes 766 amino acids. The transcript has a single exon. The record is from RefSeq and is a predicted model, not a curated record.